AAACACAAAGUCUGCAAUGAAAGUGCAAUCACCAUCACUGGAACACAGUGCCAGAACUCUUCCUCUUCCCAAAAAUGGUUCCAAGGUGGUCCAGACUGCUCCCAAACUGAAUAAUGACACAAAACAUGUCGCAAAUGGGUUUUCUGGACUCAGACCUCGGAGCAGUACCGACAGCUUUCUCAGGCACACUCAGAGAUUUUUAAGGCCAGGUCCUGGUUCUGGUUCUGGUUCUCGAACCACUUCUCCCUCUCAAAAGAAAACACCAGCAGGUCGCUCACACUCCAGUGACGGCCUGGGCUCAGUGUCUGCCGUUCGUCUGACUGAAAAAGAUCGCAUUAGUUCUCGUAGCCUCACCCAGGUACAAAAACAGCCCUCGCCUGUCUUCACGGUCACUGCCCUUCCGUGCUCCAUCCAGGCCCCGCCCAAAGGUGGUAAAAAGUCCCCUGUAACCAGGCAGGUGUCAGGGGGUGGGCUCAAAGCUACAGGGAGGUCAGGUUUGCCCCCAUCUGCCUUAAAGAAGCCCCUCUCACCUGCGCUUGGCCCCGCUUCUAAGCCCAGCGGUAUCAGCUACAAACUGUCACGUCCUAUGCUGUUAAAGCAGGCACGCCCCCUACGGGUGAUGUCUGCUACUGCAUCAGAGCUCAAUUCAGUCAAGAUAAGUUCUCCAACAGAAAACAGCCGAGAAACUCCUGCUGAGUCUCCAGAGAAAGAUGUCCUGUCCUCAGAGCCUGUGUCCAUCGUUGGGGAGACACUGGAGGACAUGUCCUUGUCCUCCACCUCGUCUCUGGACAGAAAUGACACCAGUCAGGAGUACAUGGAUGACUUUGACAACCUGGGAGUUGAAAUUUUACUCUUCUCUCCCAAAAAUGAUGAAGAUGACUCAGGACUUGACCAAUCGUGUGCCAGGUUUGAUGAUGACAAGACCAGUGUUAACGGUGUCACAGAGGCAUCGGGUCUGUGUUUUCUGGAGGAUGGUGUGGACUGGGCUGGUCUGAAGUUAAAGAGUGACGACACGCAGCGUCAUGUAAGUCUACUGUCACACCAGAGAAAGAUGAGUCAGACGGAUUAUCACGAGCAGGGUGGUUCCUCUCUGGACCUGUCCCCCUCCGACUCCUGCGGCUCUGCAGGAACCUACAUGUGGGACGAGGAGGAUCUGGAGCCACUGGGGGGCGCCAACUCCGCUUCCAUCAACUGUAACAGCCAACAUAUUGAGGACUUUGACUCUGAGGACAUCUUGAAAGACCUGGACACCUGUGAUCUGGAGGACGAUGACCUCAUGCUGGACACAGACUUUACAGAAGACGCCUCUGUUCUCAGUGACAGAGAUGGAAUGUCCCACAUGGCUGAGUGGAGGAGGAGACAGCUCUGCUGGGGGACAAAUGAUGUCCAGAAUGAAGAUGGUGACUUCACCUGCUACAAACUCACCGAGGAUCCAGGAAACAAGAGGACAGAUAUAUGUCGGGAUGGUGACAUCAUUCUUGACCUUUGUCCUUCAAGGUCUUUUAUCACCAGAUCAUCUUCUGGGACUCUGCUGUCAUCGUUCAUAGCGCCUCCCGCUGUUCUGGGUGUAGAUGUGGAGGAACUGGCUGAUGACUGCUCUGCAGUGCGAUCACAGCUGGAGUUUCUGCAGAUGUUACUGCUGCAGGAAGAGGAAGUGGACGAUAACACUCUGACCAUGGACAGUCCUGAGGUCAACGACUCGUCUCAGAGCUCUGACACUCUGGUGAAGGCUCUCCAGCAGGAGGUGCUGCAGCUCAGGGAGCAGCUGAGAAGUCGAGACAGAACCAUCGCUCAGCUCACACUGCAGCUGACUGUUCCCUCAGUGACUGCCGGCUGUGGUUGCCAGGAGACGACAGGAAAGAUGGAUCGACACACACAGACCGGUUUGAUGGAGCGAGACAGAGUGAAGACGCAGGCGGUCAGGAGAGAACAGGCCUUUCCUUUCCUCUCUCCUCCUUGGCAGUAUCAGCGUUCUUCUCCUUACAGGGUGAGGGCCAGGCCUGCUAUUCCCUCCCACCUGGCUAAAAGAAGAGUGGAGAAACUGGUGCUUUAUUUCAGUGACACAGCCUGUCACAGAUACUUCACUCCACCAGUCAGGACCAUCAGGACCUACUGACGACCCACAUCUCCAGCAUCACGCAGCACCACGCUCCACCUAUCCAUCAGACCACUCCUCCAGAACAACCCUCAGAUUUAUUCACAACCCGAC
Cynoglossus semilaevis (tongue sole) is the source of this 2209-nucleotide messenger RNA. Its product is annotated as serine-rich coiled-coil domain-containing protein 2-like. The record is from RefSeq and is a predicted model, not a curated record. Gene Ontology annotation, cellular component: microtubule cytoskeleton. The transcript is spliced from 15 exons. Bases 17 to 2116 code for a protein of 699 amino acids. Gene Ontology annotation, molecular function: microtubule binding. Lineage: Eukaryota; Metazoa; Chordata; Actinopteri; Pleuronectiformes; Cynoglossidae. Gene Ontology annotation, biological process: microtubule bundle formation.